Molecule: messenger RNA, 2617 nt
Organism: Ostreococcus lucimarinus CCE9901
Lineage: Eukaryota; Viridiplantae; Chlorophyta; Mamiellophyceae; Mamiellales; Bathycoccaceae
Exons: 2
Coding region: 1-2610 (869 amino acids)
Biological process (GO): proteolysis
Molecular function (GO): metallopeptidase activity; zinc ion binding
Source: RefSeq, a predicted model, not a curated record
AUGACGACGGCGACGGAGACGCCGACGGAGGCGCCGAAGACGAUAUAUCUGAAGGAUUACGAGCGACCGGCGUACGCGUUCGAAAGGGUGAAUUUGGACUUUGAGCUCGGGGAGGCGACGACGACGGUGACGUCGACGAUUCGAGUUCGACCGGCGAACGAUGCGAAUGGGAAAUCGUUGUUCCUGAACGGCGAUGAAUCGGUGGAGUUGGCGGCGAUCGAGGUGGACGGCGCGAAAUUCACGACGUACGAACGGACGGGGAAGGGGAUCACGCUGCGCGCGCUGCCGACGGAGGCGUUUGAUUUGCGAGUGACGACGACGAUUAAGCCGCAAGAGAACACCGCGCUCGAGGGACUUUAUAAGUCGUCUGGGAACUUUUGCACGCAAUGCGAGGCGGAAGGUUUCCGACGAAUCACGUUUUAUCAAGAUAGACCGGAUGUGAUGUCGAUAUUCACGACGCGCAUCACGGCGGAUAAGACGAAGUAUCCGGUGCUGCUCGGCAACGGAAACUUGGUGGAUUCUGGAGAUUUGGAGGGUGGUAAGCACUUCACCGUGUGGGAAGAUCCGUGGGCAAAACCGUGUUACCUUUUCGCGCUCGUCGCGGGUGAUCUCGGGAUGGUGGAGGAUAAAUUCAAGACGAUGACGGGCAAAGAAGUGACGCUUCGCAUCUUCACCGAGACGCACAACUUGGACAAGUGCGCGCACGCGAUGACGAGCUUGAUCAAAUCCAUGAAAUGGGACGAAGACACGUAUGGUUUGGAGUACGACUUGGAGCUUUUCAACAUCGUCGCCGUGGACGAUUUCAACAUGGGCGCCAUGGAGAACAAGUCGCUGAACAUUUUCAACUCGCGUCUCGUGUUGGCGACGCCGCAGAGCGCCACGGAUGCCGAUUACGCCGCCAUUGAAGGUGUCGUGGCGCACGAAUACUUUCACAACUACACUGGAAACCGUGUGACGUGUCGUGAUUGGUUCCAACUGUCCCUCAAGGAAGGGCUGACUGUGUACAGAGACCAAGAGUUCAGCGCGGAUAUGAACUCGCGAGGCGUCAAGCGCAUCGGCGACGUCUCGCGCCUUCGCAUGGCGCAAUUCGCCCAAGACGCGGGUCCGAUGGCGCACCGGAUUCGCCCGGGAAUCGGAGCGGAAGUCGUGCGCAUGUACGAGACGCUCCUCGGCAAGGAUGGGUUCCGCAAGGGGAUGGAUUUGUACUUUGAACGUCACGACGGUCAAGCGGUGACGACGGAGGAUUUCUUCGCCGCCAUGUGCGACGCCAACGGUGCGGACUUGUCCACGUUCAAGCCCUGGUACUCCCAAGCGGGUACGCCGCGCGUCACCGCGAACGGGUCUUACGACGCCGCCGCGAAGACGUUCACCCUCGAAUGCUCGCAAGUGGUUCCGAAAACGCCCGGUCAAGACUCCAAGGUUCCGGUCUUGUGCCCGAUCGCCGUUGGUCUCGUUGGUCCCGACGGUGCAGACAUGAACCUCACGAUCGACGGCAAAUCCCACGGCACGACGGCGGUGCUUCGUUUCGAUCAAGCCUCGGCGACGUACACUUUCACCGGCGUCGACGCCAAGCCCGUGCCGAGCAUCUUGCGCAACUUCAGCGCGCCCGUGCGUUUGACGACCAACUUGACGCAAGACGACUUGUUGUUCCUCAUGGCGAACGACUCGGACGCGUUCAACCGAUGGGAGGCUGGGCAGACGCUGCUCAGAAACCUCUGCCUGGAUCUGAUCAAGGGCGGCGAGCAGUCAUUCAAGAUGAACGACGCCAUCACGGCGGCGAUGCGCACGAUUCUUUCGGGCGCCAAGGCUGCCGACGCGGACAAGGCGUUCAUCGCGCGCGCCAUGAUGGUGCCUUCCGAGGGCGAGCUGAGCGACAUGCUCGAAGAGGGCACGGUGGAUCCCGCCGCCGUGCACGCCGCUCGCGACUUUGUCAUGAAGACGCUCGCCACGGAGCUUCGCGCUGAGUUGGAAGCCACGGCGCAAGCGAACAGCGCCGCGGUGUAUUCGAACGAACCCGCCGAUCGCGCCGCGCGAUCGCUGAAAAACGCGUGCAUCGGAUAUUUGUCGUAUUUGGACGCGCCGGAAAUCGCCGCGAUGACGUACGAGCGCUACGUCGCCGCGGACAACAUGACGGAUAAGAUUGCCGCCCUGAGCGCGCUCAGCGGCAAAGACUGCGACGAACGCAUCAAAGCCAUCGAUGCGUUUUACGCCGAGUGGUCGCACGACCCGCUCGUCAUGAACAAAUGGCUCAGCAUCCAAGCCGCGUCGUCGCUCCCGAACAACCUCGCCAACGUUCGCGCGCUCGCCGCCGGCUCCGCCUUCGACAUCAAGAACCCCAACAAAGUGUACUCCCUCAUCGGUGGUUUCUGCGCCUCUCCCACCAACUUUCACGCCAUCGACGGCUCCGGUUACGAAUUCCUCGCCGACAUCGUCCUCGAGCUCGACGAUCUCAACGGCCAAGUCGCCUCUCGCAUGGUGUCCGCGUUUACGCGUUGGCGCAAAUUCGAGCCGACGCGCGCGUCGGCGAUGAAGGCGCAGCUCGAGCGCAUCGCCGCCAAGACGGGUCUGAGCGAAAACGUCUUCGAGAUCGUCUCCAAGUCGCUCGAGUGAUCGCGCG